Messenger RNA from Blepharisma stoltei, 3226 nucleotides. Lineage: Eukaryota; Ciliophora; Heterotrichea; Heterotrichida; Blepharismidae. The record is from the annotation of a GenBank genome assembly.
AUGAACCCCCAAAAUCAGCAACGGACUUCUCUAGCAGAACUUCAAAGAAGGUCACAUAUGUUAAGCCAGCAAUUUGAUGAGCUGCCAGAGAAAGACUUGGAUGCUCCAACAUUCCACAGCAUUCCCACUCCAGACACACAGAAUAGCUUAGCCCCUUCAGAAACAAUGGCCAACUUAGUUGCCCCUCAAAACAUUCCUCAAAGAGAAAUGCGAAUUUCCCAAGGCACUCUUCCAAGGCCUCUCAACCGUUAUGAUACCUUUGACGGGGUUUUUAAUGUCCAAAGUCAGCCUCCUCCUUCAGUUCUUGCCCAAGUUAUAUAUAAAGAAAUCUCGGUCUCUUCUCCAAGAUUUUUAAGAUUCACGAGCUCAUACUGCGCUUUAGACGAAACAAAGCAAAAUUCAUCAGGAAUUCCAUUAGGCUUUAUAUGGCAACCUUUAGCUGACUUAGAUCCUAGAGAAGAUCCAAUUCCAUUUAUUGAUGGUAUUCCUUAUAGAUGCUCCAACUGUGGCUCUUAUGUAAAUCCUUUCUUUAAAUACGACACAGCCCAAAAAUGAAUCUGUAAUAUUUGCGAAUCUAGACUAGAAAUAUCAGAAAAAUACAUAGGGAACCCUGAAACAAAGCCUGAGUUGACACUGGGGACUUAUGAGUUUGCAGCGCCUAGUGACUUUUCUAAUAGACCUUUAGUAUCUCCUUUAUAUCUCUUUUGUGUUGAAAUAUCUGCGCAUUCUUUAGAAAUGGGGUUGCUUCAGCAAGUGGUUUCUUCUAUUAAGAAUAUGCUUGAUUAUAUACCUUUUAAAGAAAGAUGCCAAAUAGGAGUAGUUACAUUUGGGUGCUUUAUGCAAUUGUUUAGACUAAAUUCUCGUGGAGACCUUACUGAAGUAGUAAUAAGCGACAUUGAUGACCCAUUUAUUCCAGAUCCUCCAAAUUCAUAUAUGUUUCACGUCGGAAAUCAAUUUGAUGAAUUAGAAAAUUUUCUAGAAAAAUUGGCAAGCUGGGAUUUUUCAAACCCUCCAAAAGUAACAAUUUCGAUUGGGGCUGUGCUGGGCGCUAUAAAAGAUUAUUUUUUAAAAAAUAUUGGUGGAAGAGUUAUAGUGUUUACUACACAGUUAGGAACUAUUGGAAAAUUAAAAUUAUCUGAUAGAGUUGACGUGAAACUGUUUGGCACUGAUAAAGAAAAUAAUUUGUAUUUACCUUUAGAAAGCUAUUCUAGUCUAGGUAAAGAGCUGUGCGAAGAUGAUAUUUGUGUUGACAUUUUCGCUUGCACAAAUGAAAAAAGUAUUGACGUGCCAAGUUUGGCUUGCUUAUGCACUCAAACAGGAGGUGAUUUGUAUUAUUAUUCUGGAUAUAGAAGUGAUAUUGAUGGAGAAAAAAUUUAUUAUCAGAUUUUUAGAAUCUUAACCAGAAGUCAAGGAUAUCAAGGAUUGUUAAGGGUGAGGUGUAGUAAUGGAUUAACUGUUGACUAUUAUACAGGCAAAUUUAAACGAAAAGGCCCAGUUGAGAUGGAAAUUGCUGCAAUAGACUCUGAUAAAAGCAUUGGAGUUGUAUUAAAAUAUGACUCAAAACUGAAAGAUGACUAUGAUAAUUAUGUACAAUGCGCAAUGCUAUAUACUAAUAUUUUAGGACAAAGGAUGAUAAGAAUUUUUAAUGGAGUAAUAAAAAGCACAAAAUAUGUUGCAAAUUUUUAUAGGUCAAGUGAUCCCGAUGUCAUAAUUAACAUCAGUACAAAAAUUUGUGCGUAUCAACUUUAUGAGCAAAAUAUAAAGACUGUUAGAGAAAACUGGCUUUCUAGCAUUGGAAGGCUUUGCAAUUUAUAUUUUAAAGAAGGUGCUGACCAAAACUUCAAGACAACAACAUUGCCAGAGCCAAUAAAAAUUCUUCCGCUUUAUAUAGGAAUUGCCCGAGGAUGGCGCUAUCUUGCGCCAUCCUCGGGCAAUUCAAAAAUGGCCCCACACCGGAAUCGAACCCACGUGUGGGGCCAUUUUUGGUGCGUGUAAAGUCGAUGUUGGCCACACACCAAAAAUGGCCCCACACGUGGGUUCGAUUCCCGGUGUGGGCCAUUUUUGAAUUGCCCGAGGAUGGCGCAAGAUAGCGCCAUCCUCGGGCAAUUGCUAUAUAAACUCUGCGAUGAAAACUCCUGCAUUUUCAGUUUCUUAUGGAAUUGAUGCAAGAAUCAGCUUUGCGCAUUAUUUAUUAGCAGCCACUGUUCAGCAAUCAAGGUUAAUGCUUUACCCAAUGAUAUAUAGCUUGCAUGAUAUUAAUGAGCAAUCACAUUUUCCAGGAAACUUGUCAAAUAAUGAAACGGUGAUUUUACCAAAUUUAGUGCCUUGUUCUAAGCAUAGUAUCCAAUCUAAUGGGGUCUACUUUAUGGCUGAUGGAGAAAUAAUAUGAUGCAUUGGAUUAAAUUGGCGAAAAGAAAUCAAGAAAAAGUUAUAAAAUUAUUAAAAAACCGAAUGAAUUCAGUUAAAUGAGAUUUAUGUCUUUAUAUUGGAAGUGAUGUUUCUGUGGAAUUUAUAGUUGAUGUUUUUGGCGCUCAAAGCUUCGAAGAGUUAAGCGAAAACCCAGAAAAAUGAGUUUUGGCCGAUUUAGGAAAUGAUAAUUCAUCAAAAAUUAUCGCUAUUUAUGAAGAAAUUAGGAAUAGAAAUCCAGGACAUUUUCCAACACUUUAUUGGCAUUUUGAAGGUAAAAGCUCUGAACUAGUGCUAAAAAGAUUUUUACUCCUCCCUCCUUCCGUGAGAGAGCAAACAAUUGAAAAAAUCCCCCUCCUCGAGCAAAGAAAAAAAAAUUAUGAAGAAAAUAUUUUGAUAUAUAAGUGAUACUAUAAGUGAUAUAGCCGGGAACGGGCUAUAGUAUAAUGAAAUCUCUAUUUAAUUCUAUUGAUUUUAACUAAUUGUAAUUAAAACAUAAAUUUUUUAAAAAUUAAACUAAUUUUUACUUUCCAAUCUUUGUGAGCUGAGUUUUUUUUUUAAUUUUGGAAAAAAAAUUAACCUUUUGAGCGAAAAGCAUUUUUGCUCCUCACCAAGCGAGGGAGGAGGUAGUUGAAGAUCAGAUGCCUAAUGAAAUAUCCUAUCAUGAUUACUAUUUGAAGAUUCACAAAAUGGUGAUUACUAAUUCUUGCCUUCAAUAAAAAUAUAUAUAGAUAAUCAGCAAAAAUAUACUAAUAUAAAUAAAUCUUUAAUUUAUAUUUUUUUAAUAAUGCUUCAGCAAAAGAUUAAGCAAUUUAAUUAA